GUCGCACUCCGAACAGCUCCAGUUGGGAUGCAGGAGGAGGCUGCGACGGCGUCUGGUCGGUGUGUCCCUCCAGGUGGCGGCCGCCGGGGUCUGGCCGCUCCACGUCUCCUCGGCCUUUCCCCGGUGUCUCGCUCGCGACUCUGAUCUCCCCAUCGCUCCUCGCCGCGGAGAGCCCUGCAGCGGCGGGGCGGUCCCCCACCCCGCCGUCGCGCCUCUGCACAGCCCCCGGUCGCCCUCUCGAGUGCCCAUCCGAGUGGAGCGGCUACCUUCCAGCUCCUCAGUCUGGCCUCCCGGGAAUCAUCGGGACCCGGCUGGCGCCUGGGUCCCUGGCGUAGACGCGGACACAGACAGCUAGAUAACGGCGGGGCCCCCGAAGACGGGGCCGUCGAAACUCGAGACGUUGACCGGACAUAUUUGGAAUAUUUCGGAGGAAUACUGUGAAUUGCGGUGGCACCAGAGCCUCCAGCAAAUUGAAAUUUAAAUCUUACCGUGGUAGGCACCACCAUGACACUGAGGCUCUUAGAGGACUGGUGUAGGGGGAUGGAUAUGAACCCUCGAAAAGCGCUGUUGAUUGCCGGCAUCCCCCAGACCUGUAAUGUGGCAGAAAUGGAGGAGGCUCUGCGGGCUGGUUUAGGUCCCUUGGGCGAGUACAGACUGCUCGGGAGGAUGUUCCUGAGGGAUGAAAACAGGAAGGUGGCCUUAAUAGGGCUUACCGAGGAGACUAGUUAUGCUCUGGUCCCUAAGGAGAUACCUGGAAAAGGGGGCGUCUGGAGAGUGAUCUUUAAGCCCCCUGACCCAGAUAAUGAAUUUUUAAGACGAUUAACGGAAUUCUUAGAGGGUGAGGGUGUGACAUUAGGUGAGUUGACCAGAGCCCUUGGGUAUGGAAACGACCCUUUUGACCUAGACCAGGACAUGGUCCCAGAAAUACGGGCCCCUUUGUUGGCACAGGCAUUAGAUGAGGCUCUGCAGCCUGCCCUGCAGUACUUGAAAUACAAAAAGCUGAGAAUAUUCUCAGGCAGUGAUCCUCCAGAACCAAAAGAGGAAGAAUUUGAACCUUGGCUGUUUCAUACCACUCAAAUGAUGAAUACGUGGCAGGUGUCAGAUGCUGAAAAAAGAAGGCGAUUGCUAGAGAGCCUUAGAGGCCCAGCAUAUGAUAUUAUUCGUGUCCUCAAGAUAAACAAUCCUUUAAUUACAGUCCCUGAAUGCCUGCAGGCCCUUGAGCAGGUUUUCGGGGUUAUUGAUAAUCCUAGGGAGUUGCAGGUCAAAUAUCUGACCACUUACCAGAAGGAAGAAGAAAAACUAUCUGCUUAUGUUCUAAGGCUGGAGCCUUUAUUACAGAAACUGGUAGAGAGAGGAGCAAUUGAGAGAGAAGUUGUGAAUCAGGCCCGCCUAGACCAAGUCGUUGCUGGAGCAGUCCACAGAACACUGCGCAGAAAGGUUGCUCUGACAGAGGACGGCUUGGCCCCUGGCUUAUUAGAGUUACUGGCACUGAUAAGAGAUGAAGAGGCAGCUGAUGAGGAGGAGGAGGCCCUUCUCCAGGCAGGAUUAGAGGGGCAUUUCACCUGAAUCUUAGGAAACCAGGAAGGGGUAUUUGACAGCCGAUCAUGGAGGCAGAACAGUCAGUAUACUCCAGUGAUAGACUAACCAACUCCUACCUUGUGCCAGGUGGCUCAUUCUUGUAUAGUUCUCAGUAUAAAUUCAUUGUCGUUUCUGUGCCAAUUUAAUGUCUCCUAAAUGUGUCAUUGAUUAGGAAGGCUGUAGCUUUGCACUGGUAUUUAUAUAUUUAAAUUCACCCGUGUGAAUUUUUUGUCAAAAUAAUUGUACAAAGGUCUGUCACUGCACGUGUGUGAUACUGUGAGAGGAAGGCAGGGGUCAGGUGUGUCUGCCGACCAGAUCUUGUGGAGAUGUCAUAUUGUGUGGUAACAGGUGCAAGUGUAGCGUUUCAGAUGUGAUAAUGUAUCAUAGUUUUUAGGUGUGUAUUGUCCUCUCUUUAUCAUGAAGAUUGUGAGCAGUGCUUAAGAUAUUUUCUGUGAACCAGAAUUUUAUUGUUUCUGUGCAAUCAAAACGAGGCAGAGUUAAAUGCUGAGGGUGUGGACAGCUGCCAUGUCUAAUCCCAGGUUCCUAAUUGUGUGUCAUCAAAACAUCUAGUUCUGAAUGUCAUUUUAAUAGGUGUUGUAAAAUUACAGGCAUGAACUCAUAAAAUAAAGGAAUGCUAAUAAAAUGA
Messenger RNA from Pteropus alecto (black flying fox), 2224 nucleotides. RefSeq names its product modulator of apoptosis 1 (gene MOAP1). The record is from RefSeq and is a predicted model, not a curated record. Gene Ontology annotation, biological process: regulation of apoptotic process. Bases 505 to 1566 code for a protein of 353 amino acids. NCBI's taxonomy places the organism in Eukaryota, Metazoa, Chordata, Mammalia, Chiroptera, Pteropodidae. The transcript has 2 exons.